AUGGAUCCCGAGAAGUUUCUCCAAUUGCCUGUGACGAUCAGAAAAGAAGUUUAUUUUCAUCUAGAUGGAGCAUUCACAAAUAUCCACCAGCGGACAAAUUCAAUCUUGAAUAAACAUAACCUAUUAAAUUUAUCAACCUUUCUUCCGAAACCUACAAGAACAGAAAAACAGAAAAAAUUAUUAAAGAGACUAUAUCCAAUUUAUUCUCCAUACUUAUCCAUUUUUGAAUAUGAUCCUACGGGGAUAGAUCAAUGGUUAAAAUAUGCACUAUGGCUUCGUUACGAUUCCAUUAUUCUCGAUUGCAUUAGGGUAAACCACUUAUAUGAAGGCAAUAUACUGGGACCCAUGGAUUGGAUUACCUUAGACGACAAACUGCAAUUAGGUUAUUUUGAUGAAUUGUGUCUUUUACAAGUUUGGUAUACCUAUAAGGAAUAUGCAACUUGGAUCAUUGAAGGUGGCCACGAUGAUAACCUAAUUACUGAAACCGAGUACUUAAGUAUUAAUACAGAAUGUCUUUCACCAAAAAUGAUUAAGGAGACUUUGACGACGAUGAAGGAAAAGAAAGUACUGCCGUUAAUAUACUAUGCAUUCUUAAGUCAGAUCCAACAGGAAAAUGACAGUGAAGAUGAUGAAUUUGAAGCUAGAAAAAUUGACUAUGAUACUAGUGAUAAUAAUGACGAGCUUUCAAGUAAAACUAGAAACAGCACUCCACGAGAAUCCCGAAAAGGUAAAGAGUAUAAUCUUCAAGACCCUUUAUUGAUCACUUUUAUGGGACAAUUAGAACAAAUGAAAAAUCUCAAGAAGAUAUCUGUAAGAGGUGAUAUCAUAUAUGAAUCCUCUAUCAACAGUCACGGUAUCAGAGAACGUGGUCGUGGUAUUAAGCAUUUAGUGAAAAGGAAAAUUGUGUCGUUAGAGUUGUUUCAGGUACAUGAUCUAACUAAAUCAGGAGUUGCAGAUUUUACAAAAUGGACGAACCUACGAGAGCUAAGAAUAAACCAAUUGGAAAAUGCAGAUCUUAAUCAGCUUGUCUUACCUCCAACAUGUAAACUUCUGAUAAUAAAUAACUCGUUUAAAAUAACUUGGUGGAGGGUAAUGGCACAAAUAGAGGGGAUAUUGACACCAGGGCAUCGUUUCAUAACAGAGUGUUACAAAGGAGCAACGAAUGUACAAUGUAGAGAAGCGGAAAAGUGUGAUCAUAGGAAAUUAGUUACCUUAGAUCCUGAUUCUAUUCCUGCUGACGUUAUGUUUGAUUGCGAGAAGCUUCUUUGGAAAUCUUUUGCGGGACUGAAUUAUAUCGAACUCAGAGAUACUUUUAACAUUCUAGAUGAAACUAUCGUAGUACCGCGAGUGUUAUUCGAAAAUAAUAGAAUAAAACUGUUUGGUAAAAAUAAUGUAGAGAAGGUUAUACUAAUUUAA
Molecule: messenger RNA, 1416 nt
Organism: Naumovozyma castellii
Lineage: Eukaryota; Fungi; Ascomycota; Saccharomycetes; Saccharomycetales; Saccharomycetaceae
Gene: CTF13
Product: Ctf13p
Exons: 1
Coding region: 1-1416 (471 amino acids)
Source: RefSeq, a predicted model, not a curated record